AACUAAGCAGCGAGAAUGAGCACUUCUUCGGGACAAGAAAAUGGCAAAGUUGUAGUGAUAGGUUCAGGUUUUGCAGGUUUGGCUGCUGCAGCCAGGUUGGUGGAGGCAGGAUUUGAAAAUGUCUUGGUACUUGAGGCAAAGGAGAGGGUUGGAGGUCGAGUUCACACCACUAAACCGUUCACUGAGAAUGUAAUUGAAGUUGGAGCUAACUGGAUUCACGGGCAGAAAGGAAACCCCCUGUUCAAGAUUGCUAAAGAGAAGAACCUGCUAUCCGAGGGACCGUCUGCACGCAAAAAAACCCGUUCUGUAACCACUGAAGAUUAUUUUUUCAAAGAAGAUGGGAAGCAGGUCUCCACAAAAGUUGUAGAUAAGGUGACUUCGUAUUUCAGCAAGCUCACCGACAAAGCUUUUGAUGAUGAACUCAAGAGCAGGCACAGAAAACUAACUCUAGGUGCUUAUCUGGACGAUGCCUUUGGUGAAUCUCCUUUAGCUGCAACAGAAGACGGCCAGCAAGUUUUUGAAUGGUGCAAGAGGAACGAAUGCACAGAUGAGGCUUGCUCUAGCCUCUAUGAGGUUUCUGCAUCUCAGAUUAGCUAUUACACCGCUCUAGAGGGAGGAUUUUUUAAUACUUUGGGAACUGGUGGAUAUCAAGCAAUCUUGGAUGUUCUUCUGAAAGAUCUGCCUUCAGGAACUGUCCAGUGUAAUGCACCGGUCAAGAGCAUCCAAUGGGACUUGGGCCAAAAAGGCAGUGGUGAAGAUCAAAGGUAUCCUGUUAAGGUUGUCUGUGAAAAUGGACAGAGCUUUGAGGCAGACCAUGUGAUUGUCACCGUAUCUCUGGGGGUUCUCAAAGACAAAGCGACAACCAUGUUCGAACCGUCCUUACCAGAAGAAAAGCUGUCUGCAAUUGAGAAUCUUAGCUUUGGGAUAGUGGACAAAAUUUUCCUGUUUUUCGAGAAAAGUUUCUGGCCAGACGACUGUGCCGGGGUUCAGCUGGUGUGGAAAGAGGGGCCUGAAGAUAAAGAUGUUUAUGAAUCUCUGUCCGAAGGAGAAACCUGGAAAAAGACGUGGUUCAAGAAGAUCACUGGUUUUGAUACUGUGGCUCGUCAUCCCACGGCUCUCUGUGGCUGGAUCACAGGUAGAGAAGCACUGUAUAUGGAGAGUCUUCAGGACAGUGAAAUCGGAGCUAUCUGUGUGAGGUUGCUCAGGUCUUUCACAGGCUGGUCAGUGCCAGAAGUCUCAAAGACACUGAUCACCAGAUGGGGUUCUGAUCCCCACGUCCGUGGCUCCUAUACAUUCAUUUCUGAUGGUGUCAAUGGAGUGGAAGCACACAAGGCAUUAGCGUCACCUCUUCCCCCUAAAGAUAAAUGCAGAGGAAGGAAGCACCUUCAGGUGUUAUUUGCUGGUGAAGCUACACAUGUGAACUUUUACACCACGACCCAUGGAGCGUACCUCACAGGCGUCAGAGAAGCAGAAAGACUCAUAAGCUAUUACGCCGAUUGAACAUACAAUCCCAAAGAGAGGGCAACAUAUACUUUGGUUUUAUGAUUGUAUAACAUUUUAUGAGUGUAUAGCAUUUUAUAGACUUGCUCUCACACCUUAUAGACUUGCACAAUUUUAGUGUUUAAAUGAUCCAAAGGCUGCCUGAUAAACAGCAAAUCCUACAUACAACUGAUCACAUGGUGACUGAUCACCAUGCAUAUCUCUGUCUAGUUAAUUGUUAAACUCCAACGUGUUGUACGUGUAGUACUGAUGGAGAAAUAUUCUUUCCCACAUGCAGAACAAUGUUAAAUAAUAUUUUCUAAAAUACAUACAGUGCCCUCAAGUGAUAUGAUCCCCAUUAUCCUGUAAAUUUACACUAGAAUCAUUUUAAAAUUGCCUCAGGUUUGAAGAAAAUUUGACCAAAUAAAAUAUGGGGAACUUUUGCAAUAACACAGUGCCUUGAUUAAAAUGAAUUGUUUCAUUGUGAAUAUCUAUGUUUGGUCAUUUAAUAUAAUAAACCACCGUUGGUCAAAA
Messenger RNA from Ctenopharyngodon idella (grass carp), 2013 nucleotides. RefSeq lists its product as uncharacterized. Gene Ontology annotation, molecular function: polyamine oxidase activity. NCBI's taxonomy places the organism in Eukaryota, Metazoa, Chordata, Actinopteri, Cypriniformes, Xenocyprididae. The record is from RefSeq and is a predicted model, not a curated record. The transcript has 4 exons. The coding region runs from base 16 to 1500 and encodes 494 amino acids.